This is a messenger RNA of Drosophila nasuta, 1554 nucleotides long. It is a transcript of the gene Arfip, whose product is annotated as ADP ribosylation factor interacting protein arfaptin. Lineage: Eukaryota; Metazoa; Arthropoda; Insecta; Diptera; Drosophilidae. The record is from RefSeq and is a predicted model, not a curated record. Gene Ontology annotation, cellular component: trans-Golgi network membrane. The transcript has 5 exons. The coding region runs from base 327 to 1373 and encodes 348 amino acids. Gene Ontology annotation, molecular function: protein domain specific binding; phospholipid binding. Gene Ontology annotation, biological process: regulation of Arp2/3 complex-mediated actin nucleation; intracellular protein transport.
GCCACACUACACUUUUAAUUCGAUGCUUUUUCUCUGCUCAAAAUAACUUUAAUUUGCAAUUACGGCUACACACUGGACCGUGCCACUUACAUACAUUGAAGUGCAUAAUAAAUAAAUAAAUACAAAAUAAUACCAAACGCGGUAUCUAAAUUGUGAUAUUGUUGCGAGUGUAGAGAAGCGUAUAAAGUGCUCGCCAAGUUGUCGCCAACCCCCUUUGCAGACCGACCGCAAGGAAAGCAAAAGUAAUCAAACGAUUUUUCUGCUGAAAUUAAAGUGUAUAUUACUUACUCAUCGAUAAGAUUCAAACGGUUGACGAUAAAAUAAAAAUGACCGAACGCGAGCGCAGCAUACAUGAAAUGCUCAAAGACACGCCAUCCAUGAAUGACAGUUGCGGUGCCGUUCACACCGGCACCGAGGGCGUAAGCCUCGGUGGGGGCAUCGGAGGGUUGAGCGGCAGCAGCAGCAGUCACAGUAUUGGCGCUGCUAUUCCAUUGAAUACGUCCAGCAAUUUGCCAUUGCGAAAUCAUUCAGCGCCUACGACGCCCAUGACAGCGACCACAUCACAAACUGGCAACGGCUAUCUAACAUCCACAGACGGCAGCAGCAGCCUUAUACGGACAAGCGCUUCCAAAAUCGAUAGCAUCAAGAACUGGAGCAUAUCCACGUACAAGUGUACACGGCAAAUAAUGCUCGAGAAAUUGGGUAAAUCACAGCGAACCGUCGACUCGGAGCUGGAGGCGCAAAUUGAACAAUUGCGAGAGACUCAACGGAAAUAUUUGUCCAUUUUACGCUUGACACGCGCGUUUAGUUCGCAUUUUCAACAUGUUGUGGUCACCCAACAAUCGCUAGCCGAUGCCUUUGCCGAUCUGGCACAAAAGAAUCCAGAAUUACAAAAGGAGUUCAUUUGCAAUUCGGAGACACAACGAAAUCUGACCAAAAAUGGUGAACUACUCUUGAAUGCAUUGAACUUUUUCAUCUCGUCGGUGAAUACGCUGUGCAACAAGACCAUUGAUGACACCCUGCUGACGAUACGACAAUACGAAACGGCCAGAAUCGAAUUCGAUGCCUAUCGCAUGGACUUGGAGAAUACGAAACCAGAGUUAACUCAAGCGGCGUCGACGCUGGAAGAAACGCAACGCAGCUAUGCACAUCAUAAGGAUCUCUACGAGAAGUUGCGAGGCGAUGUUGCCAUUAAAAUGCAAUUUCUCGACGAGAAUCGCAUCAAAGUGAUGCACAAGCAGCUCAUCUUGUUGCACAAUGCGAUUGCCGCUUAUUUCUCGGGCAAUGCCAUGGCACUGGAGAGCACUUUGAAACAGUUCAACAUCAAGCUUAAAUCACCGAAUAACGUGAGCGGAUCCUGGCUGGAACAGUAGUAGAAGAACAUGCACAUGACCCACAAAACACCAAGUAUUAUCCCCUGUAGCACAUAAACCCCAAUUUUUUCACCUACAUGCCGGCAUUUAUGCAUAAUAUUCCAAAACAAAACAAGCUGAAUGAGCACGCUCUCUAAAACAAAGAUAAAAAAAUGCAUGACUCGUAACAAUAUUAAAAAAA